AUGUUCCGCCAGGAGCAGCCGCUGGCCGAGGGCAGCUUUGCGCCCAUGGGCUCCCUGCAGCCGGAUGCGGGCAACAACAGCUGGAACGGGACCGAGGCUCCCGGGGGCGGCCCCCGGGCCACCCCUUACUCCCUGCAGGUGACACUGACGCUGGUGUGCCUGGCUGGCCUGCUCAUGCUGUUCACAGUGUUUGGCAACGUGCUGGUUAUUAUUGCGGUGUUCACCAGUCGUGCGCUCAAAGCGCCCCAAAACCUCUUCCUGGUGUCUCUGGCCUCAGCUGACAUCCUGGUGGCCACGCUGGUCAUUCCCUUCUCUUUGGCCAACGAGGUUAUGGGCUACUGGUACUUUGGUAAAGUGUGGUGCGAGAUCUACCUGGCGCUCGACGUGCUCUUUUGCACGUCGUCCAUAGUGCACCUGUGCGCCAUCAGCCUGGACCGCUACUGGUCCAUCACGCAGGCCAUCGAGUACAACCUGAAGCGCACGCCGCGCCGCAUCAAGGCCAUCAUCGUCACCGUGUGGGUCAUCUCGGCCCUCAUCUCCCCCCCGCCACUCAUC
Molecule: messenger RNA, 555 nt
Organism: Cricetulus griseus (Chinese hamster)
Lineage: Eukaryota; Metazoa; Chordata; Mammalia; Rodentia; Cricetidae
Source: RefSeq, a predicted model, not a curated record